AUGGUAUCAUCAAAUGAUCUGUUCUCAUAAAUCCAAAUUUCACUUUUUUUUUUUUUCAAAUUUCCGUCUCUUCUUCUUAAAAAAAUUGUGUUAUAACUUUAUAUUUGAUUGAUGUAAUGGACAAUGAAAGGUUACAUUAUUUGCUUGUAAUGCAUGAAGGAAGAUGGAGUUUUAACGAUUCAAAGUAUAAAGGAUUGGUUACUGCAAUAUCAAAACAACUGAAGAUUGAUAUUAAUUCAAUCAAAAUUGAGAUUAAGGUUGAUAUUUCAACCAACAAGUUUAAUGCUACCAACCAUCGUAUGAGAUAUAGUGCGUUACUUUGGGAUUAUGCUCGAAAAAAGCAAGAUGAUGGCGUGAUAAGUAAAAGUGAGGUGACUGGCAAUGUUACGAGCAGACGCAAUGGUCCGAAGAUUUUGAGAGACAUUGUUAGUUCAACUGUCCCUAAAAAAAUAAGGCAUACAUAGACAUGAAUAUUGUAUUUUAAUAUUUUUUGGUGUUUAUUACUGUUGUCUUCUAUGAUUGUUGGUAUGAACAAAGUUUUGUUUUGGUAUUUAAGCAGUUUUUAUUCAA
This is a messenger RNA of Capsicum annuum, 570 nucleotides long. RefSeq lists its product as uncharacterized. The record is from RefSeq and is a predicted model, not a curated record. The coding region runs from base 117 to 464 and encodes 115 amino acids. The transcript is spliced from 2 exons. NCBI's taxonomy places the organism in Eukaryota, Viridiplantae, Streptophyta, Magnoliopsida, Solanales, Solanaceae.